This is a messenger RNA of Mizuhopecten yessoensis (Yesso scallop), 2319 nucleotides long. RefSeq lists its product as uncharacterized. Bases 310 to 1554 code for a protein of 414 amino acids. Lineage: Eukaryota; Metazoa; Mollusca; Bivalvia; Pectinida; Pectinidae. The transcript has 4 exons. The record is from RefSeq and is a predicted model, not a curated record.
UUGCUCAAAGAAUAGAAAACAAGAAUUGAACUCCACACAAAGGAUGGUCAAAUAAUAGUCACCAAACCAGUUGCGUUUGUCUUACUCGGCCUUCAGCCCGGCCAGGUAGUUAUUCAGGAAACCCACUGGGGCGUGGAGGUUCCUGGGACAUUUCGCUUUGGAUUAUCACUCAUCGACGAAUGUAAAGACUUAUUUACUCACUGAGUAGGCGGUUUCGAACAGGUGAAGUGUGUAAACAACAGGAGCAGGUAAAGCGACGAAGGCUUCACGUGGACGUAAUCAGGGUCAGCAAGGACACUAGUGAUCACGAUGUCACAGUCGAUACAGAAAUGGUGUGUCCUGUGCAUACUGAUGCUGAUACUGGUGCUGGCAGUGGUCGGGUUUGGCACCCCAAGUUGGUACCGUCUCCGGGUAGCCAGUGUGAGUCCUUACGAGUACACGGCCGGAUUCUUCCAGGCCUGCACGUCGUCCCAGUGUACCGACUACCUGUCAUACACCGGACUGAACACGUACGACAGAAGUUUUAUUGGAUCCAUGAUAUUUAAUAUUCUGGGUAUUAUGCUCCUGCUGGCUUCUGUAGUGACGUGUGUGUUCACCCUCUGGGAUCCAACAGACGUCUGCGGCUGCGUGGCCUGCUUCACUGACAAGCGGAAGUUCCUCCACGUCACGUGGUUAGCCUUACUAGCUGGUUUGUGUUUAUUGGUGAGCGUGAUCUGGUUCGCUGUGUCUGUGAUAAAGGAUAUGAGGGGACUAGGACAGUUGGCAGUGGGCGGCGCCAUAAUAGCCGACUACUCCCUCGCCCUGGUAGCCAUAGCAAGUGCACUGGCCAUUCUUUUCGCACUUAUCAUGUCUAUUUUACUGGUGAGAAAUUUCUUCAUCGGUACCCGAGAAGUCGUGAUGAAACGCCGCAUAGAGGAAGUCGAGUACACCGACGAUCGUCUGACCAUCCAUUCCGAGUAUUCGAAACGAGAGCCGCUUGCCCUGCCCGAACCUGUCUAUACUGUUGCCCGUCCGGAACCCAUGAGGAUGAUUCAAGCACCACCACAGGUUGUAGAAGUUCCGGUACCACAACCGGUAAUGGUACCACAGCCGGUAGUCAUGCCACCACAAGUGAGGUACGUUGAGGUGCCGAAGCCUGUUAUACAGCGCCAGAUCGUCAAGCAGUAUGUCGACCGACCGGUACCUUUUCCGGUUCCGCAACCUCGACCAAUCGUCAUUCAGCAACAGGCACCGAUGAUGGUUGCCAGACAACCAGUCCCUAUCCGUCUCCCCGCUCUCCCAGCUCCUCCUGUCAUGGUCUCCGAUCCUAUCUACAUGCAGUCCCCUCGCCCGUACAUCGUCACAGAACCGGAGCCUAUCAGAAUGUCAAGAUCUUUCCAGAGGAGUAAGCGUUAUAUGGGCGGAGCAUAUAUGGCUGGUCAACCGAUGGGGGGCGCAUUCAUGACACCAGGGCCACCUAUGGCCAUGCCUUUUGGGUAUGGAACUGACUCGUUUGGAGACGGCGGAGAAAUGAUAUACGACAGCCCCACGGACACUCGUCCUUACAUACCUUAAUACACAAGGUUCAAUAAACACUGGACGAGUAUUACACGUGAAAGAGGGUACAAAAUUUGUAAAAAAAAAUCAAUCAAAAUAUAGUAAUAUUAUAUGUUACUAAAUAUCGUUGAUGUAGAUACUAGAACUUCGUGGAGUAAAAUAAACAUUGAUUUUUUUAAAUGUAUUUUGCAAAACAUCAGAGAUUGUGCAAGACAAUGAAGGACUGAAGUGCUAUAUUACGCACACUUAAGUUCAUCUCUUUUAAUAGGUUAGAACACGUGAUCUGUCAUGUUGGCUACUGCUAGAUAGAAUGGCGGGGUUGUUUUAAUUAGUUGACGUUCGUAUGGUUGACAUACAUUUCGGUACAAAUCCAUUAAUGGUUGUAAGUUUAUCUUCUAUAGCUGAUUAACAAUUUGAUAUUAUUUGAUGACAACGAAUCAAAUCUUGUAUAGUCUUGUAGAAACCUUUAUUUACUGUAGUUGAGGUGUGUGGCAUAGUCUAUUUACAGACGGUUACUCGUGAACUUUUUGUACUGCCAUCGGUGUUAUUGUUCAAUUAGCCGAUGACUAGUUUUCAAUGUAUACAUAAUCGUGAAAAGCAUAAUAUUAUUUACGUGUUUACUUUCAUGGCAUUACUGUAAUUUACUCCUAUAUAUAUAUGCAUGUUUGAUUACGUGUUAUAAAAACCUUAUGUACUAUACAUCAUUUUUUUUUAUUAAUACAUGUUAUUUGUAUAUAAAGUAUAUAAUCUACAAUUCUAUUAAACUAAAGAGAACGGACACCC